Spodoptera frugiperda (fall armyworm) is the source of this 1482-nucleotide messenger RNA. RefSeq names its product multiple inositol polyphosphate phosphatase 1. Gene Ontology annotation, molecular function: inositol phosphate phosphatase activity; acid phosphatase activity. The record is from RefSeq and is a predicted model, not a curated record. The transcript is spliced from 5 exons. Lineage: Eukaryota; Metazoa; Arthropoda; Insecta; Lepidoptera; Noctuidae. The coding region runs from base 83 to 1387 and encodes 434 amino acids.
UUAAAUACAUUAUAGUUUAGUCAGUUGUAAGAAUUGGUCGUCUGUGAGAACUAAUGCGAGUUUAAAUAUUCCAGUUAUCAUAAUGAAACUACUCUCGUCAUUAAUAACGCUAUGUACAAUACAAUCAGUGAUAUCGUCGUAUUGUUUUUGGAACACGGGGUGUCCGUAUAAAUAUUUUUCUAACAAAACGCCAUAUAAUUCUGUCAGAGGUGAUAUACGGGAUUCUGCUAUUAAACUAACCGGAUGUGAACCAGUCAGUAUUUGGAGUCUAAUAAGACAUGGCCAAAGGAACCCGGGCACGGAAUUUGGCAUACACAUGAAAGCUGCUCUAGUAAUAAGUGAUUACCUCAAGUCAGCCUACGAGAAAGGAGACAGUUCACUCUGCGCUCAAGAUAUCGAGAAUUUACGCAAUUGGCCUAUCAACAAGGACUUGUUUGAUAAACCAUUUCAACUUACUAAAGAAGGUUUUCUUGAAUCUGAAGGCAUUGGAAGAAGACUGAAACAGGCAUUCCCAAAAUUACUUGAAAACUUAGAAAGUAAUGAGUAUUUGUUCCGACCCGCGCCUGGACCCUGGAUGGCAGAAAGUGUCAAUGGUUUUGUUCAAGGAAUUUCCAGUAAACCUUUGACCAUAGAGUCACCUAGAACUGACUUUGAUAUUUUGUCCCCUUAUGACAACUGUCCCAAGUACUUGAAAGAAGUAAAAACUAAUCCAGAAACCUAUGCCCCAUCGAUGAAGUAUCAAACUUCUUCAGAGUAUCUUGUGUCAAAAGACAGAAUCCAACGACGCCUGGGUAUCGAUUAUCCUCUGACACCAACAAAUAUAACAGCUUUGUACGACUUGUGCCGUUACACUUCUUCGGGAAUUACAAACACAUUCAGCCCGUGGUGUGCCCUGUUUACGACCGAAGAUUUGAAAGUUAUGGAGUAUGUAGCCGACUUGAGACAUUACUACAAAAGUGGUUACGGAACACCCAUGAGCGAGCUAUUCGGCCAGAUUACUUUGACCGACCUACUUAAAAGUUUUCAAGAAGCUAAGAGUGGAAAGGGGAGAAAAAUUACGGCUUAUAUUUCUCAUGCUACUAUGAUGGAUAUGUUGCACACAGCCCUUAAAUUAUUCAAAGAUGACGCGCCCUUAUCUAGUUCAAAGAGGAAGCCCGAUAGGAAAUGGAGAAGUAGCAAGCUGGCCAUAUUUUCCGCUAAUUUAAUGGCUGUCCUUAACAAAUGUAAUAAGGGACCUGAUGACUACAAUGUGGUAUUCUACCUGAACGAAGAACCUUUACAAGCAAUAUGUAAAGAAGGCGUGUGCACUUGGAAAGAAUUCGAAGAUAAACUGACGCCGUUUUUGAACACAAAUACUGAAUUCUGUAACGUGGAACCUUCAUCAUAGUUAUUUAUUUAGAAAAUGUACUAAAAUAUUCAAGAGUUGUUAAUUUUAUUAUUAUUCUGAUUUAUUUUAUUAAACAAACGAUAAAUAAUCUUUAA